Molecule: messenger RNA, 3018 nt
Organism: Boleophthalmus pectinirostris (great blue-spotted mudskipper)
Lineage: Eukaryota; Metazoa; Chordata; Actinopteri; Gobiiformes; Gobiidae
Gene: spg7
Product: SPG7 matrix AAA peptidase subunit, paraplegin
Biological process (GO): protein-containing complex assembly; mitochondrial protein processing
Cellular component (GO): m-AAA complex; membrane
Molecular function (GO): ATP binding; metalloendopeptidase activity; ATP hydrolysis activity
Source: RefSeq, a predicted model, not a curated record
UAAUGUUUUGAAACGCUUGAGCUCACUGCUGCUGCACUCGUAUUAAGGAAAUAUGACCGUGUUUUAAUUUUGCACAAAUGCAUGGACAUGUUGAUUAACGAUUGCUUUUUUUUUUUUUUUACAGUUUUCGUGACGUAGAACCGUGAGUAAAGGCAAUCGGGUUGUUAAGAAUAGACAUAGAAACUCUAUUUGCGCGUUGAGCUAGCUAGGAGCCUGCUAUCUAUAAAAAAUCAAUCAGCCAUGCAUCUACCAUCUGAGUGGUAGAUAGAUAUUAUUGUUAUUAUUAUUAUUAAUAAUAAUAAUAUUAUGGCAUCUGCACUACGAUACCGCGCUGGACUUUACAGAAAGUACAGUAGAGGCUUCUUGUGGACUCUGUCAGGACGAAACUAUCAAGCUCUGAAGAAAUUAUCUAACAACAAUGUCAAAGACAUCUUAUACAGGAGCGACAAUCAACUUACAAAGACUCUACUGUCAAAGUCUGAGCGGCUGUUUUCAAGUACAAACCAUCACUUUAUCAAGAGUCUUCUGUUUCAACCCAUGAGUCCAGCAAUGACUGGUAUCAGCACAGACCUAAUUACGGAUCAUUUGCUAAGGAACCCAGUUGGAUUGAUUAACAUAUUAGGGUCAAGAUAUUUUUUCAAUACCUCCCAAUCCAGACAGGAGAAGAAAAAGACUGAUGGUCCAAAGGGUCGAACUCCAGAAGAGGAUGAAGAGGACAAGAAACGUAGAGAGCAAGAGGAUCAAAUGUACCGAGAACGUCUUCGAACUUUGUUUUUUAUUGCACUGAUCAUGAGCCUGCUAAACUCCAUAAACACCAGUGGUGGCAACAUCUCAUGGAAUGACUUUGUCAAUGAGAUGCUGGCAAAGGGGGAAGUGUCACGUGUACAAGUUGUCCCUGAAAGUGACACUGUUGAAAUCUACCUUCAUCCUGGAGCUGUUAUUUUUGGGCGACCUAGGCUUGCAUUGAUGUACAGAAUGCAGGUCGCCAACAUUGACAAAUUUGAAGAGAAGCUCAGAGCUGCUGAAGAAGAGUUGAAUAUUGACUCAAAAGACAGAAUUCCUGUCUCCUAUAAACGCACUGGAUUCUUUGGAAACGCGCUCUAUGCUCUGGGAAUGGCAGCCAUUGGUGUGGCAAUUCUUUGGUAUAUUUUCCGUCUUGCUGGCAUGGGAGGCAGGGAAGGUGGAUUUAGUGCAUUUAACCAACUGAAAAUGGCAAAGUUUACCAUUGUUGAUGGCAAAUCAGGAAAAGGUGUGAAAUUUAAGGAUGUAGCUGGAAUGCAUGAGGCCAAGAUGGAAGUAAAGGAAUUUGUGGACUACCUUAAAAGCCCUGAUCGAUAUCUACAGCUUGGAGCUAAAGUGCCCAAGGGUGCCCUUCUGCUGGGGCCCCCCGGCUGUGGCAAGACUCUGCUGGCCAAAGCUGUUGCUACAGAGGCCCAGGUACCUUUCCUGGCUAUGGCUGGGUCUGAGUUUGUGGAGGUCAUUGGAGGUUUAGGUGCUGCUAGAGUUAGGAGUUUGUUCAAAGAGGCCCGUGCCAGAGCUCCAUGUAUUGUGUAUAUUGAUGAGAUUGACGCUGUGGGGAAAAAGCGCUCUACCAACAUGUCCGGCUUCUCUAACACUGAGGAAGAACAGACACUCAAUCAGCUCCUGGUCGAAAUGGAUGGAAUGGGGACAACAGAUCAUGUAAUUGUACUGGCCUCCACCAAUAGAGCUGAUAUUUUAGAUAAUGCUCUUAUGAGACCAGGUCGACUGGACAGGCACAUCUUCAUUGACUUACCCACUCUACAGGAAAGAAAGGAAAUCUAUGAGCAGCAUUUGAAAUUUCUAAAGCUAAACCAUCCAGCAAGUUUCUAUUCUCUACGCCUGGCUGAGCUCACGCCAGGAUUCAGUGGUGCAGACAUUGCUAAUAUUUGUAAUGAAGCAGCGCUGCAUGCAGCCAGAGAAGGCCAUAAGUAUAUUGACACUAUGAACUUUGAAUAUGCUGUGGAAAGAGUAAUAGCAGGAAGUGUUAAGAAGAGUAAAAUCCUUUCGAAGGAGGAACGAAGAGUGGUCGCUUUCCAUGAGUCUGGACAUGCUUUAGUUGGCUGGCUACUUGAGCACACAGAGGCAGUCAUGAAGGUGUCCAUUGCCCCACGAACAAAUGCAGCUCUGGGAUUUGCCCAGAUCUUGCCUCGUGACCAGUAUCUGUUCACGAAAGAACAGCUGUUUGAGCGCAUGUGCAUGGCCCUGGGGGGUCGAGCCGCUGAAGCUAUCACCUUUAACAAAGUUACCACAGGAGCUCAGGAUGAUCUGCGUAAGGUGACCCGUGUGGCAUACUCCAUGGUAAAGCAGUAUGGUAUUGACAGUGUGGGGCAAGUCUCGUUCCCAGAGACAGAGGAGCAAGGUGCUGUUGGACGCCGCCCUUUUAGUCAAGGACUGCAGCAUCAGAUGGAUCAUGAGGCAAAGAUGCUGAUAGCCCGGGCCUACAGGCAAACGGAGAAGCUACUGCUCGACAACCGGGACAAACUUACAAUGUUGGCUAAUGCCCUGUUGGAGCGUGAAGUGGUGAACUACGAUGACAUUGAAGCCUUGCUGGGUCCUCCCCCUCACGGCCCAAAGAAGAUGAUUGUCCCACAGAGCUGGGUGGAGGCAGAGAGAGACAAGCAGGACACUGGGGAGGAUGACACCCCUCCACCUCCUCGAAAACAUCAGGAGGACAAUGUCAAUCCACAAUUAGUCUGAACAGAUGUACUGUGUGCCAAUUUGACUACUAUUAUAACCUACUGUAAGGGGUUUUAUGCAAAAUACUAUAUAAUCAAAAUCAUACCAGGUACCUAGAAAGCAAGUGUAUAUGCAAUACCACAUCAAUAAGCAGCACCUCUGAACUGGGUUUCAAUUAAGUGGCUAAAAAGUAAAUUUGCCCCUGCAGCUUCUAGGACUCUAUUUUAUUUUAUUUGCAGUAAACACAUUGGAAAACAAAACUGAAGAUUUAAGUUUGGGCCAAUAGUGUUAAGUUAUUUAAAUAAAAUGUUUCUAACAGUU